CUCGUGCACGUUGUGCAUGCAGAGAUGGCUGUCUUUGGUGACGCAGGAGGAGGACGAGAAGAGACGGGAAACAUGGACGUUGCUAGUCUGUUCGAGGAGCAUUCCGAUGAGCAUCGUCACAGUCAGGAGCAGGCGAAGCUAGUCGGGAUGAGGCCGCUGCUGUCUUGGUUCCAUGAGCACGGGGGGCUCCAGCUCCUGCAGCUCUCCUACCGAGGUUUGGAGGUUGGCCUCUUGCGAUCAGCUGCGCUGCAGAUUCAGCCGCAUCGCAUCCCAUACAUCCUCUUCGAGUUCGACCCAACCAAGCUUCUGCAGAGGCAGCACGACCCUGAGGAGCUGCUAGAGUUUCUUCACGCCAAGGGAUACAGGCUCUUGUCCCUAGCGGAGGAUACAGACGUUGAGCCGGAGGAUUUCAAUCAGUUCUCGAGAGAGGUCGGCAAUUCCUCCACGUUUCUCCUUGCACACAAGUCGGAGAUCAAGAGGCCUCGUCAGCGCACGGAUCUAGAGGCAUAUUCUCAUCUGAUGUACAUCCUGUCUUGUACAGUGGCGAUCGUCUUCGGACUGAUGGGGUUUGUCUUGUCAAUGUUGCAUAUUUGAAUAAGAGAUCUACAGUUUUUGU
This is a messenger RNA of Guillardia theta CCMP2712, 616 nucleotides long. RefSeq lists its product as hypothetical. The record is from RefSeq and is a predicted model, not a curated record. NCBI's taxonomy places the organism in Eukaryota, Cryptophyceae, Pyrenomonadales, Geminigeraceae. The transcript has 2 exons. Bases 25 to 594 code for a protein of 189 amino acids.